UACAUGUACAUCACGAGCAGUUGGCACUGGCCCGCUGACGCACAAGUUACCGGGCACACUUGUACUACACGUGCAUGCUCGAGUGCACAAACGCAUCCACUGAUCGAGCACGUGUCAGGCUUUUCCAGGUCCACCCACCGUGCAGCAAUCCAGGUGUCUGGAUUUGGGCACAGAAUAUCAUCUUAUCUCGGAAGUUUUUCGCACACCAUUGCUCAUAUCCUCAUUGUAACAGACUUGCAGUUUAGAUUCUGGAAUCCAUUCAGGUGGAGAACAAGGCGGUGAGUUUUUCGACGAUCCAAUCUUGAAGCCGUGAUUUCCAGGCGGUACGGUGGUCUGUGAGUGGUUCUUGUGCCACUGCUCGAGAAAGGAUGAAGCUGAUCAUUUUCGUCGCGGCUUCUCUUGCUCUUCACGGACUUGUUCAGUGCUUACCCCAGUUUAAUGCAGAGGAUUCUGAGGAUGAGCUCACACCAUACCCCUUUGGCUACUUGGUGAUCUCACCCAAGGUUCUCUUCGCGGGCCAGGAAGAGUCCAUUUGUAUCACCAUCCAGGAUGCUGAGGAACCGGUCGAGGUCAUGCUGAGUUUCAUGGAGAACAACGUCACUGAGAUUUCCAGGGCCCCGCCAUUUAACGUCGAGUUUGAGACCACCUGUUCCAGAGUAGAGGUUCCAACCCUGGAUGAGUCCCCCAAGAGGGUCACCUUGAAGGUUCAGAUGAAGAGGCUCUCUGCUUCUGAAGCAGAACUCGCUGCAGAGAAGAAGGUGGCCAUUGUCAAGAAGGAGUCGGAGACCUAUGUGCAGACAGAUAAGCCAAUCUAUAAGCCGGGGCAACCUGUCAUGUUUCGGGUUCUUACAUUGGACAGUGACCUGAAACCUGAUAAAACAGCGACCUCUGACAUUUGGGUUGAGACACCGUCAGGCAUUCGCGUAGUGCAGUGGCUGAACCAAUCCAGCCCGGACGGCUUGAUUGAUCUGGAAAUUCCCAUGAGCUCGGACCCACCACUCGGAGAAUGGAAAAUUGUCAACAUCCGGGGUGGUGAACGGAUCGAGAGGAUGUUCAAAGUGGACGAGUAUGUGCUCCCCAAGUUUGAGAUAACGGCUGACCUGCCACCCUACAUCCUGACCGAUGCUGAAGAAUUUGAGGUUCGCAUUUGUGCAAGGUACACUUAUGGGCAGCCGGUGAGGGGCUCGUACAGUGCCGACAUCACCACUGAAGAAGAAUACAGUUGGUGGUACAGUUCUUCUGAGCGGAGACCAGUCCUCAGAUUUGAGUCGGCCGAUACUGGCAGUUCUGGAUGUGGUACUAUCAUUGUCCCUGGAGAGUUAUUAUACCUCAACAGCAGUGAAUAUAACAUCUGGAACAGCAGACUCCAAGUGGAUGUCAAUUUCACCGAAGAUGCAACUGGUGUCACUCUCUCUGAGACAGUUUUGAGCAAACCCGGUAUUGUCACUACAGAGCCAUUGGCCUUGUCUUUCAAGGCACCGUCUACAUUCAAGCCAGGCAUGCCCUUUGAUGUGUGGAUUUCUGUCGAAUAUCCAGACGGCUCUCCUGCCCCAGGAAUCCAGGUCAAGGUAACUGCCAAGGCCGAUUACAGGGUGGAGAUCUACAACCAGACGCUCACCUCCUCAGACGAAGGCAUGGUCCACUUUGUCUUGGAAGAUGUCAAUAUCGAGACAGCUGAAAUCAGUCUUUUUGCUGUUGCUGAGGGCUACAGAAACUGGGACCCCUCCGGAUCCAGCGAUGAUUACCGAUAUGGCUACUAUUACAUCUACGACCCCACCGCCUACCUCUAUGCAGAGGCCAGCUACUCCCCCAGCGGUAGCUUUGUCCAGGUUGCCCCUUUGGAUGAGCAGCUCAUCCCUGGCAACGAAGUGCAAAUAACCACUCACUUCACUGCUGACCCGGAAACAGUUGAAGAUCUCAAGUGGUUCUUUGUGUUUAUGUCACGCAAUGAAAUCCUGACCGUCCCAGUUGCUGCCGUGGAAGAGACUGGGUCACGGAGGAGAAGAUUUUCUGAACCGGUACCAGAUAUCUUACCGUUUGAACCCGAGAAGGUCAACAUCACCCAGCCCGGUAGCCUUUACUCCCGUCAGGACAGAUUCACAGUUACCUCCAAGAUGUCUCCGGCUGCGAAGCUGUUGGUUUACUACAUUCGUCCAGACAAGGAGGUGGUCGCUGACAGCAUCAGUUUGGAUGUCCAGCCAGAAUUUGGCAACAAGGUUUACAUGGCCUUCACCAAUGCCGAGGAGACACCCGGAGGCAAGGCCCAGUUGAAGCUGUCGGCAAGUGAGGGCUCCCUCUGUGCCAUUGGUAUCGUCGAUAAGAGUGUAUACGUCUUGGAGGAUGACGAGGAUAGAAUAACAAAAGAAAAGGUGUUUGAGAAGCUCCGAAGUGACCAAGACCACUACACUAACUACUGGGUUCCCAAUCGGAGCGACCACUGCCCUGAUGAAUAUCCCUGGUGGUGGUACCCUGACUUGGACAGAAAACGACGCAGGAGGACCAGCGUACCCUACUAUGGUGGCACUUCCGUUUAUGAGGACUCCUCAAAGGCAUUUGAGGAUAUGGGCUUUAUCUUCAUGUCGAACCUCAUGGUAGAAACGCGGCCUUGCAACGCUGAUAGAUACCCGGUCAUUGCGUACAACCGUGAAGUGGCAGGGCAAGAGGGGCCUGUGGGAGGAGCUCCCUUGACUGCUGCUGCUCCAGCUGUCCGAAGCUUCUUUCCCGAAACCUGGCUGUGGAAAUUGGAACGGAUUGGGGAUUUGGGUGAGGCUGAGCUGGACCUAGAUGUUCCGCACACCAUCACUGAAUGGGUCGGCAAUGGGUUUUGCACCUCAGCCGAGACCGGUCUGGGUGUGGCAGACACCACCACCCUGCGCGCCUUCCAGCCAUUCUUUGUGUCACUGACCCUGCCAUAUUCCAUCAUCCGCGGGGAGGAGGUGACCAUCAAGGCCACGGUCUUCAACUACUUGUCCGAUCAGUGCAUGGUGAUACGGGUAUCUCUGAUAGCAUCGGAUGAGUUUGAGGUUGUUGACGGCACUGUUGAUCAGAAGGAGUGCGUCUGUGCCCAGACUUCAAAGAGAGUGGAGUUCCAAGUGAGAGGUCUUGCACUGGGAGAAAUUGACGUUGAAGUUCAUGCAGUGUCAGUGGCUGAUGACGAGUUACUGUGUGGCAACGAGGCCAGCCUAAGUGAAGAGACUGGAGUCAGCGACGGCGUACGCAGAAAGCUCCUGGUGGAACCUGAGGGAAUUGAACAUCAGUAUAGCAUCAAUAAGUACUUCUGCCCGAGCGAGUUUCCAUUUUACUCGUACAUCAAGAGGUUCCCACUGCCGACGCCACCCAACACUGUCCCGGGGUCCAUGAGGGGCCGGAUGUCUCUGACAGGUGAUUUGAUGGGUCAGACGGUUAGUAACCUGGACAACCUCCUGCAGAUACCAACGGGAUGUGGCGAGCAGAACAUGCUGGGGUUCGUGCCCAACAUUGUGGCCAUGCAGUACUUCACCCAGAGUGGCACCCUGACGGACGACCUCAGGACCAGGGCCCAGACCAACAUGAAGAAGGGAUACAUGCGGGAACUGAACUAUCGGCUCAAGGAUGGCUCCUAUUCUGCAUUUGGUGAGAGCGAUGAGGAAGGUAGCACCUGGUUGACGGCGUAUGUAGUCAGAUCAUUUGCCCAGGCAGCUGAGUUCAUCAGCAUCGACCAGAGGGACCUGGACGUGACCAUCGACUGGCUGAAGCAGCAGCAGAACAAACAAGGCUGCUUCAACGCCCGCGGCAAACUCUGCCACAAGGCCAUGGCAGGAGGGGUGAACAAUGAGAUCACGUUAACUUCUUACGUGGUUACCAGCUUGCUGGAGGCAGGAGUGGCACCUGAGGAUCCCGUCAUCCUGAAUGCAUUGAGCUGCCUAGAGUCUGAGGCCAACACCCUCUCUGACACCUAUGCAGCAGCUCAGCUGGCCUAUGCCAUGGUGCUGGCUGGUCAUCCAGCUGCAUCUGAUGUCAUGGACUAUCUUGAGUCGGUGGCAGUGACGGAAGGCGAGCACAAACGGUGGGUCAGUAACAGGGAUGACGUGGCUGAGUAUGACACUUACUACCGAGCCUCCCGACAAGCCCAGGAGAUUGAGAUGACGGCCUAUGUGCUGCUGGCCUACACUGAGUACUUGAGCCCUGAGGAGGCCCGCGUCGAAGGUAGCCCUGUUUCCCGCUGGUUAGUCAGCCAGCAGAGCAGCAGUGGCGGAUUUUCCUCCACGCAGGACACUGUAAUCGGCCUGCAAGCCCUUGCAGCCUAUGCCGGUAUCCUGAGUAAGGAGCCGCUCAAGCUGAGGGUGGAGGUGAUGGAGCGGGGCCGCAAGGUGCGGCAGCUUGAGUUGCUGGAGAGGAACAAGCUGGUGGUGCAGGAGAUGGACCUGAACGUGCCCAACACCUACACCGUCCGGGCCAGGGGGAAGGGAUGCGGUCUGUUGCAGUUCACAGUGUAUUACAACAUGCUGCCCCGAACGCCACCAGUUGCACCAUUUGCCCUGACGAAAAGGUCAAGAAAUCUGGACAAUCUUUGCAAGAAAUUUGUUACUAAUGUGUGUGCCAGCUAUACCGGGACAGGUGGGGCCAACAUGGUGCUGGCCCAAGUCAAGUUGGUGACAGGUUUUGUCCCGGACACUGCCUCCAUCGCUGACCUAAAUGCCCAGGCGAUGAUGAGCAAACUGAAGCGUGUGGAAACAGAGGGCAAGACCAUCAACUUCUACAUUGACCAGGGCCUAGAUGCCACACCAGUCUGUUGGGACUUUGUUGCCAACAAAGAGUUUGAUGUGAACAACGCCAAACCUGGCACUCUGAACAUGUAUGACUACUACGAGAAAGACCUGGCCAUCUCAGAGUCCCUUGAGUUCCUGUGUGAACCAACAGAAGAGGAAAUGCCUGAACCAGAUAAACCUGUUCCUGAAGUAGAACCAACUGCCAAGCCAGACAAACCAAUUGUUCCAGAAGUUGAACCCACUGCCAAACCCGACAAACCAGUUGUUCCAGAAGUUGAACCCACUGCCAAACCCGACAAACCAGUUGUUCCAGAAGUUGAACCCACAGCUAAGCCAGACAAACCAGUUGUUCCAGAAGUUGAACCCACAGCUAAGCCAGACAAACCAGUUGUUCCAGAAGUUGAACCCACAGCUAAGCCAGACAAACCAGUUGUUCCAGAAGUUGAACCCACUGCCAAACCUGACAAACCAGUUGUUCCAGAAGUUGAACCUACUGCCAAGCCAGACAAACCAGUUGUUCCAGAAGUUGAACCCACAGCUAAGCCAGACAAACCAGUUGUUCCAGAAGUUAAACCCACUGACAAACCAGUUGUUCCUGAAGUAGAAACCACUGCCAAACCAGUUGUUCCAGAAGCUGAACCCACUGCCAAGCCAGAGAAACCAGUUGUUCCAGAAAUUGAACCCACUGCCAAACCCGACAAACCAGUUGUUCCAGACAUUGAACCCACAGCUAAACCAGACAAACCAGUUGUUCCAGAAGUUGAAUCCACUGCUAAACCAGACAAACCAAUUGUUCCAGAAGUUCAACCCACUGCUAUACCAGACAUACCAAUCGCCCCAGAGGAAAUUGCAAAAUCAGAUGAACCAGUAGUUACAGAAAUUGAGCCAACUGCUACACCAGAGAGGACAGUUGUUCCAGAAGUUGAACCCACAGACAAACCAGUUGUUCCAGAAGUUGAACCAACAGACAAACCAGUUGUUCCUGAAGUUGAACCAACAGACAAACCAGUUAGUCCAGAAGUUGAACCCACAGACAAACCAGUUGUUCCAGAGGUAGAACCAACUGCCAAGCCAGACAAACCAGUUGUUCCUGAAGUUGAACCAACAGACAAACCAGUUGUUCCUGAAGAUGAACCCACAGCCAAACCAGACAAACCAGUUGUGCCAGAAAGUGAGCCCACUUCCAUACCAGUUGCACCUUCAGUUACAACAGUUGCAAUACCAGCAGCUUUGACUUCGAAACCCAUGGCUCUGUCCACGGUUCCAACCACAGUUUCAACAACAGUUCAGACAACAGUUCCAACCACCAUGCCAACGCCACUAAUCACUGCAGAUACGUUCUGCUUCCUAUAUCCCGACAUCUGUGGCAACGGUGUAUGUGUGGAUGAUGAGACUCAGCCGUCCUUCCAUCGCUGCGAUUGUGACCCUGGGUACACUGACGAAAGAGGAAUGUGUGUGGCUAUAACGACGACACCAAUGCCUACAACUCCAACACCACCACCAGCCACGACUGAAGCUGCAGAUUCGUUCUGCUUCCUGUAUCCCGACAUCUGUGGCAACGGUGUAUGCGUGGAUGAUGAGACUCAGCCGUCCUUCCAUCGCUGCGAUUGUGACCCUGGGUACACUGACGAGAGAGGAAUGUGUGUGGCUUUAACAACGACACCAAUGCCUACAACUCCGACAACAACCCCAACCACCACUGAAGCUGCAGUCCAGUAUUGUACGUUGAACCCGGGUGUUUGUGGCAGCGGAGUUUGUGUAGAUGAUAGGAGUCGGCCGUCAUCCUACCGAUGCGACUGUGACCUUGGUUAUGAGGAGCAGAACGGAACAUGUGUAGAUGUGGAUGAGUGUACCUACGCAGAAAGCUGCCCAGGUCCCGGCGAGGUGUGCGUCAACUUCCCCAGCACCUACGAGUGCAACUGCAGGGAUGGAUAUCAGUAUGAUAGUGAAGGCAACUGCAUCUCUUGUCCCGUCUGCAGUGAUAGCCUCCCGAGUGGAUUCGAACAAAAAUUCUGUGCUGCAAAUUACGUCUAUGGGGCCAAGAAGAGAGGCGACGGUAUGCUCCGUAUCCUGAUUGAGCUCAGACAAAGGGAGAACAGGGUAACGGAGACCCGCUACAUUAGCCCCAUCAUCAAUCCACAGUGUGUUUGUGAUGAAUUCACAUACGGAGAUCGCAUCUUGAUAGUAACAACAAUGGAAAAGGUGGAGAUUGAGCGUUUGCGACGCAGGACGAUAGAGACUGUAGAUCUGGGCGGAGCUUACAUCGUUCCUCUGAAGGGGAGCACGAAGGACCAGCUAAACGAUGCCCGCUCCGCUGGCUGCCCGUAAAAAAGCAUGAAUCAGACCCAAACUUGAAGACCUGUCAAGUAAAUAUGCAUGUCUUUUUAGAGUGUAUGAACUUUGUUAAGUGAUGUAGUUACAGAGUCUCUAGAUUAAGCAUUUUUUCCCCCAUUUCUGUCACGCGUGCAUAUUCCUGUCCUUUGUUGUAACAGAACAUGAGAGCUGCAACAUUCUUUUUGGUAAUACACCUUGGAUUUUAAAAAUGCCAUCAAUCCAGUUGCACUUCCAAAGUGUGCAACAUGAAAUGGUAGUAAUCAUGUGAUAGCAUCUUUUGAGUUUUGCGGAAAAGCUGUCAAGGUUGCUGUUAUUAAUGUAACAUGUGCAGCUCUUUGGUGUAAGGACCAUUAGAACACAUCACAGUGUAGCAGUGACCUUUUUCAGUAGACAUAAAAAAACAUAAGGGUUGUUUCCUUGAACUGAGUCUACGCUCUUGUUGAUGCCCUAUGAAACUUGCCAGCGUUGAGUAGCACGAGUAAAAUCAAGCUGAGUUCAGAAGGGAACUUGGGUUCCACAAAGUUUAGCAAAAGAAGCAAAGAAAGAUGGGCCCCUUUGGUGUAGAAAUACACAACUCGUCAGAUUUCAAGUUCACAGAAGAUCGAUGUUAAAACCAGUUUUUUCAAACUGUUUGUAGCCAUUUUUUGCAUUCAACCAUUUUGAUCAAGUUUGAAGGGGACUUCAGUUGUUGGGCACAUUGAAACUGCCAUGACACCGACAUGAAAUAUUUUGGAGUCUCAUUGACAAGCUUGCAAGCAGCCUCUAAGCCUCAAUAUAUGCAAAACCUUGCCAUGUAACAUGAUCUUGAGACCCUUACUUGACCAAAAAUCGUGCUCAGCGUCCAAGAAAUGUAAGCUUGGAACAAUUGCAAGUACAUGUCUUGAGCAUUGACUGAAUUAACAGUGAGACAGGAUGACAUAUUAACGGUGCUAAAUCUUUGAUCAAGGGUGCUAUUUUUAUCACAGAUAUGAAUAUGCAUGCCUGUGCCACAGUUUUCCACUUGUUUUAUGAUAUAGACUUUUUAGUGUAAACCAACUGGUAUAUUUGUAGUAUUUUUAAACAUUACAUUAUUGCAGCUGUUAUGACUUAAUCAACCAACCUGCAGCUUGAAUCAUGUACGUGUAUAACCGGAUAUUUUUAAAGGAAAUUUCUCAGACAAUGUGUCGAGGAAUAACACUGCAGAAACUCUUAAGCUUUUUUUCCUCAGUGGAAGGACUGUACCUCAUUUUAAUGUAACAUGGAGGCGCUUUUACAGUUUGCUAUAAUGUUAAUGCAUGUGAUACUUCCCUUCUUUAAUUAACAUAGCAAUUGUGAACAUGUGCCAAUUUGUGUCUUAGAUCUAGUUCUGAUACGUGUUUGUAACUGUUAUGUGACAAGUGGAAAAAUUUAUUCAUUGAGUUUUUCCAUCAGUGUUUUGGACAUUCAGGUAAAACAGCUAGAAACAAAUAAAGUGACUAAUUCCAACCUUGA
Molecule: messenger RNA, 8552 nt
Organism: Acanthaster planci (crown-of-thorns starfish)
Lineage: Eukaryota; Metazoa; Echinodermata; Asteroidea; Valvatida; Acanthasteridae
Product: alpha-2-macroglobulin-like
Cellular component (GO): extracellular region
Molecular function (GO): calcium ion binding; endopeptidase inhibitor activity
Source: RefSeq, a predicted model, not a curated record